Molecule: messenger RNA, 930 nt
Organism: Angiostrongylus costaricensis
Lineage: Eukaryota; Metazoa; Nematoda; Chromadorea; Rhabditida; Metastrongylidae
Source: the annotation of a GenBank genome assembly
AUGAGCAUAUCAAUCGGUCUGUGUGCGUGCGGAGUGUCGGCCGUCUUCUUUGGGUCCAUGUUCGUCCCAAUCAAGAAGUUCGACCCCAAAGAUGGAAUGUUUGCCCAGUGGGUGAUGGCGUCUGCGAUUCUGCUGAUCGGUUUCGCUGUUUUCUGCGUUAAAGGCUUUCCCGGCUUCUAUCCGUUGGCCAUGGUUGGCGGAACAUUCUGGAGUAUCGGGAACGUAGCUGCGAUUCCGACCAUUUCAAGAUUGGGCAUGGCACUGGGUAUACUCAUCUGGAACACAUCCAAUUGCUUGACUGGUUGGGCCAGCGGAAGGUUCGGCCUGUUUGGAAUGAAAGCUAAUCCACCCGCAAGUAGUGCCCUUAACUACAAUGGGCUGGUCUGUGUGAUUGCAGGAGGGAUUCUAUUCUCACGCGUAAGAAGCGAAAAAGAUAAAAAGGCGGAGAGAAAUGGUGAUUUGAAUAUGAUAAGCGUUGAGGAAAGGCGACUUGGUUUUCUAUCUUUGCAACUCGGCUUCGUUCUGGCGUUGAGCUCCGGCCUAUUUUAUGGUCUCACUUUCGUGCCGGUUAACUACAUGAUGGACAAUCCGGACAAGUUUCCCGACUAUCCACAGGAUGUCCUAGCCUAUGUAUUCUCACACUAUUUCGGAAUUUUCUUCACUGCUUCUACCAUCUUCAUCGGCUAUGCGAUCGUUAAAAAAAAUCGACCAGUUGUUCCGCCGUCCAUUUUCCUGCCGGCAUUCGUUGCCGGAUUACUCUGGGGCAUUGCACAAACGUCGUUCUUCAUCGCAAAUCAGCAUCUUUCCCAAGCGAUCACCUUUCCGAUCAUUACAAUGCUUCCUGGAUGCGUUGCUUCCGCAUGGAGCAUAGUGUACUUCGAAGAAAUCAAGGUUAGCGAAAAAUUCACAGGACAAUUUUUGGGUUCCUAA